Messenger RNA from Candoia aspera, 567 nucleotides. It is a transcript of the gene TMPPE, whose product is annotated as transmembrane protein with metallophosphoesterase domain. NCBI's taxonomy places the organism in Eukaryota, Metazoa, Chordata, Lepidosauria, Squamata, Candoiidae. The record is from RefSeq and is a predicted model, not a curated record.
AUGGCGGCUCUGGUUCUCUCCCAUCGUCGGACUCCUCCACCACAGGUGACGAGAUUGAGAUGGCUGCUGAAUUUGCAGAUAGUAUUCUUUAUUAAUGCUUUGAUGGUCAUAGGAUCCCGUCACGUAUGGAAAAUAGUGACUGUGUUCUACAGUUCACCAGCUGCCAACUCAUUCUGCUUCAUCUUAUGGAAAAUAAUAUUGUUAACAAUUUUGGCACGCUAGUUUUUCACACCAUUGUUUCUUGUAGCAGAAGAUCCUUAUUUCUUUUCUUUAGAAGCAUUUACCUGUCUUGGAAGCUAUAUCAUUCUUCUAUUUAUUUUUUUUUGGGCUCUUCAGGCUCGGUCGGAUAUAAGUUUAGUUUUGUCUGGGCACACGCAUGGAGAUCAGAUAUUUCCUCUGAAUAUUGGUGCUUAUUUUAUGAAUCUAUUGUUUGUUGGUUUGUAUAAAAUUGGACAGAACACUUUUGUGUAUGUCAGCCCAGGGACAAUGUUCUGUGGAAUACCCAUGAGACUGGGAAGUAGAGCAGAAAUAACAGAGGUCAUCCUUCAUUCUCCUUUAUCAGUAUGA